CUAACGUAUUCAUUAUUGAUUUGUCUGUCAUUAUUUUAUAUCACCUCCAUGUAACGGCCAAUCUUCAUUCUCCAACGGUCGAAAUUGCAAAAUUUGAACACCCUUCGCACUAAAAAGGAAACCCCAAAAAAGACUCAUUUCUUACUCUUUAUAUCUCCAAAAUUCAUAAUUUGAAAACUUUCAUCAACAUUUUUGAGUAACAAUUCAAGCAAUUGAUUGAUUUUUUUUUUCUUUUUUUUUUCUCAUGGAAAACUGCAAAUUCGACGAAUUUACCAAAAUAGAAACCCUAAUUCCGGGCAUUUCAUCUUCUGGGGUUUUGGAUUGGGAGAAGAAAGAUCCACCUGAAAUUCACCAACAAGAUGUUAUGGUCGAAACAACCCUAAUUGAAGAAUUUAAGGAUUCCCAAAUGAACGAUUUUCAAGAAUUUUCUGGGGAUUCUAUGGUUUGCGACCCGAGUUCGAAAUUAGUUCCAAAUGGGUUUUCAAGAUCUUGUUGUACAGAGGACAUAAUCACAUUUGUUAAUGCUGGCUGUGAGGCUUCAAGUCAAGCAGAAUUGGUUGUAGAAUUUUCGGCAGAUGAUAAGUAUCUAGGCGGGGAUGUUACAAGGACAGAUGAAUGCAUAAUUGAGGCUGGUGAUUACCCAUUUGUAUAUCAGUCUGCACGAUUCGGGAACUUUAGCUACCAGUUCAACAAUCUUCCCCCUGGGGAUUACUUUGUUGACCUUCAUUUUGCUGAGAUAAUGUAUACCUAUGGGCCUCGAGGAAUGAGAGUAUUCAAUGUCGUGAUUCAAGAUGAGAAGGUUCUCUCUGACUUUGAUAUAUUUGCCGUGGCUGGAGCAAACAAGCCACUUCGGCUUGUUGACUGUAGAGUCACUGUUAAGGAGGAUGGUAUGAUCCUAAUAAGGUUUGAAGGUGUUCAUGGAAGUCCUAUAGUUAGUGGAAUUUGCAUUCGCAAAGCACCAAAAUUGGCAGAUUCUCAGGUGACGCAUGAAGUAUUUAGGUGUCAGAAUUGUGCAGCUGAAAUAGAAGUUCUUCUAGCUCAGGAAAAGGGCUUGCGACCGAAAUCGACAGCUAAGUAUGAGAAAAAGAUAGAAGAAUUAAGUCAGCAGUGUCAGCGCAAAACAGAUGAAUGCUAUCAAGCCUGGAUGUCUUUGACAGCUGCAAACGAGCAGCUGGAAAAGGUUAGAAUGGAGCUUGACAACAGAGUUUUUCCAGUCUUAUUCUCUAGACCAGACUGUGGAGAAAAGGCUGAAAGUUUAAAAGCUAUAUCUAGCAGGUACGAGCAGGAUAAGAAGUUCUGGAUGACAGCAAUAUCUGGUUUAGAAGAAAAAAUUAAG
Molecule: messenger RNA, 1336 nt
Organism: Chenopodium quinoa (quinoa)
Lineage: Eukaryota; Viridiplantae; Streptophyta; Magnoliopsida; Caryophyllales; Amaranthaceae
Product: kinesin-like protein KIN-14R
Exons: 6
Cellular component (GO): membrane
Molecular function (GO): carbohydrate binding
Source: RefSeq, a predicted model, not a curated record